Molecule: messenger RNA, 1897 nt
Organism: Pollicipes pollicipes
Lineage: Eukaryota; Metazoa; Arthropoda; Thecostraca; Pollicipedomorpha; Pollicipedidae
Product: tyrosine-protein kinase Src42A
Exons: 7
Coding region: 301-1896 (531 amino acids)
Biological process (GO): protein phosphorylation
Molecular function (GO): protein tyrosine kinase activity; protein binding; ATP binding
Source: RefSeq, a predicted model, not a curated record
GGCGAAUUGUGUUUCUGUGAAAGUACCCAAUGGGAUCGUAUUUUCUGAUAUGCAAGAAAAUUCCGCCCGAGUGUCAGUUCUGCGUUGAGUGAACGCGGUGUGGGAGUGGCUGGUGGAACUGUGCAGGGAGAAGAGGUGCUUUGUGGAACAGGAACGGUCUGCCAAAGUCCCAGUUUGGUUGAUCAAGGACCACUGCCACUGGCUUGUAGGUGGUGGUUAAUCCCAUCAUUAGCUUCGAAGAGGGGCUGUUGCCGUCUGGUGGGUGCAUUUGUGUUUAAAUGGUCUGGACACUAAUGGGAGAUGGGCAGCUGCUUUAGCAAAGACAAGAGGGAUGUGAAGAGAGACUUGGUCUCUGGAUCAGCGCCAGCUGAUCGUCAUGCUUUUCACACUGCCCUUGAUGUCCCCAAUCAGCAAUCAACAGCAAAUAGUCAGUUAGCACAACAACCAAGUGAUGCUGGUGGGAGGUAUUUAGUAGAAUCACGUUUGAAUGGGCCACCAUUGCCAUCUGUACCAGAUAGCACACUUGCUACAGCAAGCAAUGCUAAGGUUUUUGUUGCUUUGUAUGACUAUGAUGCAAGAACAACUGAAGAUUUGAGUUUCAAGAAAGGGGAUCAUCUGGAAAUAUUGAAUGAUACUCAGGGAGAUUGGUGGUAUGCCAAGAGCAGAACAACAUAUCAAGCAGGCUACAUCCCAUCUAACUAUGUCGCAAAAUUGAAGUCCAUUGAAGCAGAGCCAUGGUACAAUGGCAAGAUCAAGCGGAUCGAGGCAGAGAAGAAGCUGCUGCUGCCAGAGAACGAGCAUGGCGCCUUCCUCAUCCGCGACUCUGAGUCGCGCCGCAACGACUACUCUCUGUCGGUGCGCGACGGCGACACGGUGAAGCACUACCGCAUCCGACAGCUGGACGAGGGCGGCUUCUUCAUCGCCCGCCGCACCACCUUCCGCACGCUGCCUGACCUGGUGGAGCACUACAGCCGCGACGCGGAUGGACUCUGCGUCAACCUUCGCAAGCCCUGCAUCCAGGUCGAGAAGCCAGUGACGGCCGGCCUGUCGCACGACACGCGCGACCACUGGGAGAUCGACCGCACUUCGCUCAAGUUCGUGCGCAAGCUGGGCCAGGGCCAGUUCGGCGAGGUGUGGGAGGGCCUCUGGAACAACACCACGCCCGUGGCCAUCAAGACCCUGAAGCCAGGCACCAUGGACCCGAGGGACUUCCUGGCUGAGGCGGCCAUCAUGAAGAAGUUGCGAGACGCGAAACUCAUCCAGCUGUACGCCGUCUGCACGCUGGAGGAGCCCAUCUACAUCAUCACCGAGCUGAUGAAGAACGGCAGUCUGCUGGAGUACCUGCAGAGCAUCCGCGGCAAGGCGCUGAAGCUGAACCAGCUGAUUGACAUGGCGGCCCAGAUCGCGGCCGGCAUGGCCUACCUGGAGAGUCAGAACUACAUCCACCGCGACCUGGCCGCGCGCAACGUGCUGGUCGGCGAGAACAGCAUCGUCAAGAUCGCUGAUUUCGGUCUCGCGCGGCUUAUCAAGGAGAACGAAUACGAGGCGCGCGUCGGAGCCAGAUUCCCGAUCAAGUGGACGGCGCCGGAGGCGGCCAAUUACAGCAAGUUCUCCAUCAAGUCGGACGUCUGGUCGUUCGGCAUCCUGUUGACGGAGCUCAUCACCUACGGACGCAUUCCCUACCCAGGCAUGACGAACGCCGAGGUGCUGCAUCAGGUGGAGCACGGCUACCGCAUGCCGGCGCCACCCAGCUGCCCGCCGCAGCUGUACGACAUCAUGCUGCUCUGCUGGAACAAGGACCCGAUGAAGCGGCCCACCUUCGACACGCUGCAGUGGCAGCUGGAGGACUUCUUCUCGCAGGACUCCACCGAGUAUAAGGAGGCGGCCGGCUUCUAGG